Sinocyclocheilus grahami is the source of this 1285-nucleotide messenger RNA. RefSeq names its product calcium-binding protein 39-like. The record is from RefSeq and is a predicted model, not a curated record. NCBI's taxonomy places the organism in Eukaryota, Metazoa, Chordata, Actinopteri, Cypriniformes, Cyprinidae. The transcript is spliced from 8 exons. The coding region runs from base 1 to 1026 and encodes 341 amino acids. Gene Ontology annotation, molecular function: protein serine/threonine kinase activator activity. Gene Ontology annotation, biological process: intracellular signal transduction.
AUGCCGUUCCCUUUCGGUAAGUCUCACAAGUGUCCAGCGGACAUUGUGAAGAAUCUAAAGGACAACAUGACCAUUCUGGAGAAGCAGGACAUUUCAGACAAGAAGGCUGAGAAGGCCUCUGAAGAGGUGUCCAAAUCUCUGCUGGCCAUGAAGGAGAUUCUCUACGGCACCAAUGAGAAGGAGCCGCAGACCGAAGCCGUGGCUCAGCUCGCUCAGGAGCUCUACAACAGUGGCCUGCUCAGCAUCCUCGUCGCAGAUCUGCAGCUCAUUGACUUUGAGGGCAAGAAAGAUGUGGCACAGAUCUUUAAUAAUAUUCUGAGACGUCAGAUCGGCACUCGGACACCUACGGUUGAAUACCUGUGCACUCAACAAAAUAUACUCAUUAUGCUGCUUAAAGGUUACGAGUCUCCAGACAUCGCUCUGAACUGCGGGAUCAUGCUGAGGGAAUGCAUACGGCACGAGCCACUGGCCAAGAUCACCCUCUGCUCCGAGCAGUUCUACGAUUUCUUCAGAUACGUGGAGAUGUCCACCUUCGACAUCGCCUCGGAUGCAUUUGCCACUUUUAAAGAUUUGCUGACGAGACACAAACUGCUCAGCGCUGAGUUCCUGGAGCAGCACUAUGACAGAUUCUUUAGUGAAUAUGAGAAACUUCUUCACUCAGAAAACUAUGUGACUAAAAGGCAGUCGCUAAAGCUUUUGGGAGAGCUGCUUUUGGACAGGCACAACUUCACUAUAAUGACAAAAUACAUAAGCAAACCAGAGAACCUCAAACUCAUGAUGAACCUACUGAGAGACAAGAGCCGCAACAUCCAGUUUGAGGCCUUUCAUGUAUUUAAGGUGUUUGUGGCCAAUCCGAACAAGAUCCAGCCCAUCCUCGACAUCCUGCUGAAGAACCAGACCAAACUCAUCGAGUUCCUCGGCAAGUUCCAGAGCGACCGCACCGAGGACGAGCAGUUCAGUGACGAGAAGACCUAUCUCAUCAAACAGAUCCGAGACCUCAAGAGGCCAACCCCGCAGGACGCUUGAGAAGGAUCACGAUUGUAUACAAAUGCAUAGAGGACGUCUAGACAGUGUUUUAGGCAACGUCUGGAUGAUGUUUGGCUCUCUGGGACGUUGAGUGGCCGCAGCACUGGCCAUGUUUUUGUGAUUUGCAAGAACCGUUAAAAUGGCAUUUGAGCUCAGUGGGUGAGAAAUAUGGCGACAAGGAUGAAAAGUAGUCUUGCUUCGCUGGACAUUCAACCUCUCCCCCUACAAUGUUUUAUUCUCAUGUUUCAAAAAACUAAGA